AUGUUCAACGUGUGGGUGGAAGAUAAGCGCAUGAUUCGUUCACAUCUCAACCAACUACGAACUCGUGCCAUCGGUGACAAGCCGUCAGCGAAGCCAGUUAAGAGCAAUGUUAAGCUGCCGUUGGACAUUUUGCUGAAGGCGUGGAAUCUGUCUAGAUCGCAUACCAGUGCAAGCGAUAUCACCACGUCAUCGCCACUACCUGUGCUUUCGUCAGUAACCGCCGAAUCACCGUCAACAGUGCUUGGAGUACCAUCCGAGCAGUCCACACCGUUGCAGCCUGUAGCGCCAUCCGAAGCACCCGCGCGGGUGUGGGUGUCUCCAAAAGCAGAUACGUCAUCAGCGUCUUCGUCUUCGUCAUCAUCCUCCAGUUCAAGCUCUGUACCGUCAUCGUCAUCAGAGUUCCUAUCAGCCAAUGAAACCCCUACAGCUGUCCGGGAACCUCGUCGCUCUUCUCGCUCUAGAAGACCGCCGAUUCGGUUUGAUCCCUAUCAGCUGUAUUGA
Molecule: messenger RNA, 501 nt
Organism: Topomyia yanbarensis
Lineage: Eukaryota; Metazoa; Arthropoda; Insecta; Diptera; Culicidae
Exons: 1
Coding region: 1-501 (166 amino acids)
Source: RefSeq, a predicted model, not a curated record